Molecule: messenger RNA, 2644 nt
Organism: Musa acuminata AAA Group (dessert banana)
Lineage: Eukaryota; Viridiplantae; Streptophyta; Magnoliopsida; Zingiberales; Musaceae
Product: histone deacetylase 15
Exons: 18
Coding region: 444-2345 (633 amino acids)
Biological process (GO): negative regulation of transcription by RNA polymerase II
Cellular component (GO): cytoplasm; histone deacetylase complex
Molecular function (GO): histone deacetylase activity; transcription factor binding
Source: RefSeq, a predicted model, not a curated record
UGAAACGAAAGAGCCCUCUCUCGCCGUCCUGCCCUAACUCAGGAUCCCACCACGCCCGGCGACGCCCCCAAAACCCUAAUCGCCUCGGUCUGGUCCUCCCGUCCUCUACCGUCGCCGGCUGCCAUCCCGGUCGCUGAUCCGUUGGCCCAAAGAACUUUUCCUUUUUCCGGAGUCGAUCUCGACACCGCAGGAAGAUGUAUCUGGACUCAUCGAGACAGUGUUAAUAAAAAAACAGUUGACAGAUGUACACCAAAAACAAGUAAACAUCAUACAAUGCAAAUUGCUUCCAAUUCUGAUGGAGCCAUUGCACAAGAAACGGAAUUUGAUGUGGAUAUAGGUCCUAGGAGCCUGAUUCAGUUGUUUGCACUUACAGCACCAAGGAUGCUAUGGUAAAUGAACACUCUACUUACCACUUAAAGAGAUAAAAUUCUUCCGACAUUUUUAUGGCUUCUGAGACACUUUGUGCAAGUGAUCAAAGGGGUGGAAAUUUUUGCAGAGAAAGUAAAGGACAUAAUGAAAUUAAUCCAGGAGAAUCUCAAAAGAGCUUCUCUUGCUCAUGUGAAUGCCAUGGAAAAUCAGCUUCUCAGGCCAGGAAUGGCUCUGUGAGUUUUGGUGAAAGAUUUCACAAAGAUCAUUUGGGUGAUCAUAGUGGUGGCUUGUUAACUGAGAAGUCCAACCAAACAGAUGUUGGUUCAGAAAGGUUAGUGGGUGUAUCAUUAUCAGAUGUGAGAACUGUUACCAAUGCUUCUGAAAAGGCUUGUCUGCAUGAAGAGCAUGAAAGCUGUGAUGCAUGCAAUUCUAUAAAACUGCAACAAUAUAUGAAGAAGCAAAGGAACAAUACAUUACAAGAUCUGUAUUUUCAAGAAGAGUACGAUGAUGAUGAUGAUGAUGACAGCGACUGGGAACCAGUCAGUCCCUUUGUCAUCAAAAAAUGGUUUUGUGCUAAUUGUACAAUGCCAAACUUUGAUGAUGUUUGUCAUUGUGAAGUAUGCGGAGAGGAUAGGGAGUGCGAGUUCUUUAGAUUUGAUCCUAUCGAUUCUCUUGUUGGGCAGGAAGCUCAGAUGUCUAAUGAGACAGAUGCAGGAAGCUCAGAUUUGUCCUUGAGAACGAGGACAGCUAUUGGUUUUGAUGAGAAAAUGUUGCUCCAUGCGGAGGUUGAAAUGAAGUCACACCCACACCCAGAGAGGCCUGAUCGUCUUAGAGCAAUUGCAUCUAGCCUUGCUGCUGCAGGGAUAUUUCCAGGAAAGUGCUCUCUGAUACCGGCUAGAGAAAUAACACAAGAAGAGCUUCUUAGAGUACACUCUCUGGAUCAUGUUGAAGCAGUUCAACACACAAGCCAUAUGCUUGCAAGCUACUUCACGUCCGACACUUAUGCCAAUGAACAUUCAGCGUGUGCUGCAAGGGUUGCAGCUGGACUCUGUUCAGAUCUUGCUCGCACAAUAGUGUCUGGUAGUGCCAAGAAUGGUUUUGCUUUGGUUAGGCCUCCUGGGCAUCAUGCAGGUGUAAGACAAGCAAUGGGCUUUUGCCUCCAUAACAAUGCUGCAGUUGCAGCAUUGGCAGCCCAGAGUGCUGGUGCUAAGAAAGUCUUAAUUGUUGACUGGGAUGUCCACCAUGGCAAUGGCACACAAGAGAUAUUUGAGGGGAACAAAUCGGUUUUAUAUAUAUCUUUGCAUAGGCAUGAAAAUGGAAGAUUCUAUCCUGGAACUGGAGCAGUUGACGAGGUUGGAAUUAUGGAUGCUGAAGGAUUCUCAGUUAACAUUCCUUGGAGCUGUGGGGGUGUGGGAGAUAAUGAUUACAUUUAUGCCUUUCAACAUGUUGUACUUCCUAUAGCUUUAGAAUUUGCCCCUGAUAUUACAAUUGUAUCAGCAGGAUUUGAUGCAGCAAGGGGUGAUCCCCUUGGUUGUUGUGAUGUAACACCUGCUGGAUAUGCUCAGAUGACACACUUGCUUACUUCUAUCUCUGAAGGAAAAUUGCUGGUCAUACUUGAAGGAGGCUACAACCUCCGUUCAAUAUCCACUUCAGCUACAGCAGUGGUUAAGGUGUUACUUGGUGACAAUCCUUAUUGUGAGAUGAGUGACAUCGUGCCUUCAAGAGCAGGCCUGCAAACUAUUCUUCAAGUCUUGAAAGUUCAGUUGAAGUAUUGGCCAAUUUUAAAAGCAACCUAUCUGGUGCUACAGUCCCAAUGGGGCCUCGUUGCUUCUGAUAACAGAGACCAGAUGAAGAAGAGGAGGCAUCUGGUUGGACCAGUGUGGUGGAAAUGGGGAAGUAAGAGGUUCGUGUAUGAACUAUUUUAUGGCAGGCCACAUUCAAGACAUGUACAUGUCAAAAGAAUGAGACUUGGUUGAUAUUGCAAGGAAGGCGAAGCAUGCAGAUGUAAGGAUUUUGCUGGUGGAUGAUGCUGCCGGAAACAACCAAGAUUAGCAGAAGAUUGUUUGAUGGACAAGUUCUCAGCACAUUUUAUCUGCCAAAGUCUAGCUUAGGAUUUUGCUUGUUGCUGUAGGAUGUCCUUUUUUCGAAAUGUUUAACUAACAGAAACCAAAGCUUUAUGGGAGCAAACCAUUGUAAUUUAUCGUUGCUGUGAUUUCAGCGUGGUUGUGUUUAGUUUUCAAGAAGAAGCCCGUAAGAGCUCAUAUUUUAGGCUUUA